GCCCCCCCUCCCCCGACCCUUCCGUAAAUCCACAGCUUCAUUUAGCGCACACAUAGCGGAACACGUGUCAUUCUCGACAAAGUUUGGCGUGGCCUUGCUGGCACCUGAGCGACCCUUGGACCCUUCUUGUUGACAUCCCUGUACCUGAGGAUCUGCCAGCCCCUCCUCCCCAGAUGUAGAGGGAGUUGUAAUCUUCAGCAGCCGUGUACACAAUUCUUGCGCUGUCCAGUGAAGUUGCCUACCAUGCGCGAGUACAAGCUUGUGGUGCUGGGGUCGGGAGGCGUGGGAAAGUCUGCACUGACAGUCCAAUUUGUGCAAGGCAUUUUUGUGGAGAAGUAUGACCCCACAAUAGAAGACUCCUACAGAAAGCAAGUCGAGGUCGAUGGGCAGCAAUGUAUGCUUGAAAUCCUGGACACAGCUGGAACUGAACAGUUCACGGCUAUGAGGGACCUGUACAUGAAGAAUGGCCAGGGCUUUGCUUUGGUGUACUCCAUUACAGCGCAGUCGACAUUUAACGACCUGCAGGACCUCCGGGAGCAGAUCCUGCGAGUAAAGGACACAGAGGAUGUUCCCAUGAUCCUGGUGGGAAACAAGUGUGACCUGGAGGAUGAGCGUGUGGUCGGGAAGGAGCAGGGUCAGAACCUGGCCCGUCAGUGGAACAACUGUGCCUUUUUAGAGACUUCAGCUAAAUCAAAGAUCAACGUUAAUGAGAUUUUCUAUGAUCUGGUGCGACAGAUCAACAGAAAAACGCCGAUGGAAAAGAAGAAGACAAAAAAGAAGUCAAGUUGCACACUGCUCUAAAUUGCCAUCCCACGAUAGCUCCAGGCCAGAAACUUGUAAUGAUUAACUGUUUCCCAGUGGAUCGUGCCAGCAUUCCAAGUCCUCUCCGAAGCAUUUUGAAAAAGGCUGACAGAGAAAUUUCACCACUCGCAAAAUGGCAGGAGACGGCACAUACUCUCAAGAAACUUUCUUUCUGCUCUUUAAUGGCAAAGAUAUCCACCUCUUCUUUUUUACUGUCAGCCUGAUGACAACUGUUUUGUUUUUGUCCUCUUCUCCAAGGUGUCUUUCUUUUUGGAAAUAUCAAUAUAUAAGAGGAGACCUUGGAUUUAUAUCCAUCUAUGGGAACUAAAAUGUUUUAUUAAAAGUAACAUCAGAUAUUUGACACAUUGUGACAAUGCGUUCGCAAAGGUAUCCAUGUGAAAUGUUGGUCUUCUUGUACAUUUCUGCACUAACAGUGUCAAUGAAGAUGCAUCAUUGUCCAUAAAUUACUCGCUCCUACUUACAAGGAUGUGUAUUGAUGAAAUAACAUCUUUCCUAAGUGACUUUGUUUUAUAUCGAAAGCUGCAAGCCUUCCAUAUUUCCCAUAAUAUAUUCUACUUCCAUUUUUGCAUAAUAAAGCUAAGGAAAUUAGUAUUUUAUAGACUGAUGGGGGAAAUGGUGCGUUCUGAUUUGUCUUGAGGCUGAAAAUAUAUUGUACUAAACCAACUCUAAUAUCGCUUCUUGUGUUACCCUGUCACAGAUGAUUUUCCAGCUUUUAUGAAUGAUUAAAUUUUAGUACAUUUUCAUUA
This is a messenger RNA of Oreochromis aureus, 1568 nucleotides long. It is a transcript of the gene rap1aa, whose product is annotated as RAP1A, member of RAS oncogene family a. The record is from RefSeq and is a predicted model, not a curated record. Gene Ontology annotation, biological process: negative regulation of synaptic vesicle exocytosis; cellular response to cAMP; Rap protein signal transduction. Gene Ontology annotation, molecular function: GDP binding; GTPase activity; GTP binding. The coding region runs from base 244 to 801 and encodes 185 amino acids. The transcript has 9 exons. Gene Ontology annotation, cellular component: plasma membrane. Lineage: Eukaryota; Metazoa; Chordata; Actinopteri; Cichliformes; Cichlidae.